CCCACAUCAAGAUGGGACAUCAGGUUGGGAAUAUUAUCUGCCAUUGUUUUGUAUGGUAACGUAAAAACGAACCUAAAUUUACCAAUGGUGAUGAGCUCCGAACGCAGAUAAGAUUAGUCGCUAUCAUUUAUUAUUGAAGCAAUGUUGGAGAAAUUAACUGAAUGUUCCAUCGGCAGCUGCUAUGAAACGACAUAAAAUGAGUACUACUUACAAAAGUGGUUUGGAUUUUCUUAGAUCUUACUCUGGAGCAUUGAAACUGCUGGAAGUGGUGCUUCAUUUGGUUUUAUUAGUAUCGGCGAUAAGUUUGGGAGCAUCAAUCCAGGCACAGUUCUUCUGUGGAAUCUCUAUAUACGGAUUUGUCAGCUCAUUAGUUCUACUAUGUCUUCACGUACGAGGCAUUAUAAAAAAUUCAGAGUUUCCUUGGUUUUGGGUCGAAUGCGUUAAUAGCGCUCUUAUGGCUCUUCUGCUAUUGACCAGCUCUUCCUUUGUCGUAGCAGUACUUACUAAAGGAUAUAUUCUAACAGGGAUCUUAGGGUUCAUUGCAGUAAUGGUUUAUACUUUGGACGCCAUAGACAAAUUCUUUCUCGCAAGAACACCGAGAGCUAGAAUAGUUUGGACAACACCAAAUAUGCCGGUUUGAUAGAUACCUUACAGGUUGCUUAAGAUUUAAGGUUUUCUAAAUGUUCAGGUGCUUGUGGAGUUCUAAAUUUCAUUCACAGUGAAAGGUACUUAAGUGUGCAAAAAAUGAUUAGGUAUCUCGCUGACAAAGAAUACCUACCGGUGGCAUUUAAACAGAGAAGUUAUCUGUGUGUUCAAAUUUGUACAACAUAAGCAAAAAGUAGAAAACUAAGCUAUUCACUAUUCUAGAAAUAUUAUAUAUUUUUUACGAUUUUAGUUGAUGAUUAUCUCACCUUUUGUUGAACAUUUCUUUGGUAAAUUGAACUUCUUUGAUACCAACCGGAUGAAAAUGUGUGUAAAGUUCAAGAAAUAUAUCGAGUUUUAAGUAUAUUUCGAUAAACGUGAGAUCAGUUUUUAUUUUUAUUGAUUAUAGUAGUUGUGUGUUGUUUUUAAUAAACUAUAUUGUAUUUUGUCUCGAA
Messenger RNA from Dendroctonus ponderosae (mountain pine beetle), 1097 nucleotides. RefSeq lists its product as uncharacterized. Bases 182 to 640 code for a protein of 152 amino acids. Gene Ontology annotation, cellular component: membrane. The record is from RefSeq and is a predicted model, not a curated record. The transcript is spliced from 5 exons. Lineage: Eukaryota; Metazoa; Arthropoda; Insecta; Coleoptera; Curculionidae.